AUGGCAGCUCUCCGCUCCACCUCGACCCGAUUCCUGGGUGCUGCCACAAGGCCAAUGCUCCGGCCGGCGACGACCCUGCUUGCAUCGCGAUCCAUGGCAAGCGUCUCCGAACCCAAGGCCAAAGUGGAAGAGUCCAACGCGCACGCCUCGCCCGCCGCCGAGGAGUCGCGCCUGAAGAGCUUCCAAAUUUACCGAUGGAACCCAGACAAGCCGACAGAGAAGCCCCGGAUGCAGACGUACACAUUGGACUUAAACAAGACCGGGCCCAUGGUUCUCGAUGCACUGGUGCGAAUUAAGAACGAGCUAGACCCAACCUUGACCUUCCGCAGGAGUUGCAGAGAGGGUAUCUGUGGUAGCUGCGCGAUGAACAUCAACGGCAUGAACACCUUGGCUUGCCUGUGUCGAAUCCCUGCCGACUCAAACAAGGACAUGAAGAUCUACCCCUUGCCACAUACCUACGUCGUCAAGGACCUGGUACCUGAUUUGACGCACUUCUACAAGCAAUACAAGUCCAUCAAGCCGUAUCUGCAGAGGGAAACGCCAGCACCAGAUGGCAAGGAAUACCGCCAGAGUAAGGAGGACCGGAGGAAGCUUGACGGUCUUUACGAGUGCAUUCUCUGCGCCUGCUGCUCAACAUCGUGCCCGUCGUACUGGUGGAACUCAGAGGAGUAUCUUGGACCCGCAAUUCUGCUCCAGUCCUACCGGUGGUUGAUCGAUUCUCGAGAUGAGAAGAAGGCCGAGAGAAAGGAUGCCCUCGAUAACUCAAUGAGCCUGUACCGUUGCCACACCAUUCUCAACUGCACACGGACUUGCCCCAAGGGUCUGAACCCUGGCCUGGCCAUUGCGGAGAUCAAGAAGGAGAUGGCUGUAUAA
This is a messenger RNA of Diaporthe citri, 873 nucleotides long. RefSeq lists its product as uncharacterized. Gene Ontology annotation, cellular component: mitochondrial membrane. Lineage: Eukaryota; Fungi; Ascomycota; Sordariomycetes; Diaporthales; Diaporthaceae. The record is from RefSeq and is a predicted model, not a curated record. The transcript is spliced from 3 exons. Gene Ontology annotation, biological process: aerobic respiration; respiratory electron transport chain; tricarboxylic acid cycle. Bases 1 to 873 code for a protein of 290 amino acids. Gene Ontology annotation, molecular function: 2 iron, 2 sulfur cluster binding; electron transfer activity.